This is a messenger RNA of Porites evermanni, 12646 nucleotides long. NCBI's taxonomy places the organism in Eukaryota, Metazoa, Cnidaria, Anthozoa, Scleractinia, Poritidae. The record is from the annotation of a GenBank genome assembly.
AUGAACGGGAAAGUACAUAUCGGCUUUGCAUUGUUCGGACUUGGACGCGCGGGCAUGAUCCAUGCUAAUAAUAUAAUAAGAAACCCGCAAGCGAGGUUGAAGUACAUUGUGGAUAUUGACGAAAACAAAGCCAAGGAAUUCGUGGAAUCGAAUCUGUUGGACACUAAAGUUGUUCCUCCAUCCGAGGUGGAGACUGUGUUAAAUGAUCCAAGUGUUACCGCCGCUGUAAUUACCACUCCAACCCAUCUUCACGAAGACCUCGUUGUCAGCUCCUUGAAGGCGGGAAAAGCUGUCCUUUGUGAGAAACCAGUUGCUACUACCAUGGAAGCCAUAGGUUUGUAUUUUCGUUUGGUAUCAGACCGCGGGGGUACUCAACAAAGUUUUAUAAAGGGCGAGACUCCGCUCUGAGAGGUUCAACCCCUCACGCUUUUAUGGACUAUUUUUGACAGAAAACGGGUACCCCUGUCGUCCGUUACCUACUAUUGACAAACAUUUGCCAUAUUCAGAUAACUUUACGAACUUUGGAUCUCUUUAAAAGAACAGUAUCCCGUUACUGCGCAUGCACCAAACUUUGAUUUUUGGACAGGAUAUCGCGAAAUCAAAAGAUGCGAGGAGAGUAAGAGAACCUUGAAAAAUCCGUUUGCAUCGCGCUUGACCGGGUUCAAUACGACACUAAAACUUCUCAGGAUUACAGAUCAAUGAUAUAUUGUUCCUGUUAAGUUUCGAUUUGGGCAAAAUCUGGAUUUUUUGGCGUUACUUUUUUGCUGUUGGCCGGAGGACCAAAAGAUUGGAAGCACUUUGAUGCCGAUUGAAGGCUUAUUUCUUCUGCUAGCUUCCAUACAAGCUCGGAUAAUUGUGAAAGGAAUACGCAGAAAUGAAACGGCAACAAUAAAGACUGUAAGAAAGAAACCAUUGAGACAUUGAUGUGACUGAGGAGAUCUUGUGGAGGGGAGCUUCGUAAAGCAGAAUGUUUUGCAACGACGCGUUAGUAAACUUUUUUAAAUGAAUCUCCCUAACGGCCGACAAAAUCAAACAAACAGGCGCUACAUGUUUAGAAAAACUAGUGCCAUGAAAUCAUAAUAUAAUUUUUGACUAACCUCUCUGAUGAUUCAUAGCGUUGAGAUUGCAUUUUUAUUUAUGUCUUUCAAACGUUUGAGGCUAGAACGCGAGAAAAUCAGGCAGAUAUUACUAGACUUGGAACAACUGACCUCUGACGCGAGUUUCAAAUUUUAAAGCGAGCGGAACGAGAUUUUCGGGUCAGCUAGCGAUAAAAUCGCGAUAAGUCUUCGAACCGCGAGCCAAAUUUUUAUAUAAGAAGGAAGACUUCUUUGAAAGUCUAAAAUAUUACUUGAGAAUAUAAACAACAAAUCUCUGUCGGCGGUGCGGUCCGGAAGGAAAUCUUGUCGAGUCAAUAUGACAGUUCUAUUGUCUUUUGAAGAAAAAACAGAUGACGCUCGCGCGUGCGCAUAAUCGGGACACUGUCCCUUUAAGUGCUCAGGGGCUGAAAAUUCACUGUCUUUCAAGUAUGAAUAAAUCGUAAAACCAGAGCGUUUUCUGGACUUUUUCAAAGUCAUAAAAUGCAUCUGCUAGCCUGAGUGCCUUUUAGCAGACCGAAAUGACAGAUUUACCCACGCUUUCUAUACACUGUACUACAACUUGUGAAAUCCCUGCCCUUUCAUAUAGAGUGUUUUCACAUGACGUCACGGCGGCCAUAUUGGUGUCCCAAAACAAUGAAACGGCGGCCAUGUUGGUGUCCCAAACCAGUCCUCUGGGAGUUGAACUCUUUUCUUAUGCAAACGCUUUCUUUUGUUCCAAUAAAUUUGCAUAGAUGCUGGCCACGUGAGUGAAAACACUCUAUAGUUGAAGUAUAAAAAAAAGUACCCCCUUAGGUCCCCUCUUAAGCCAUUAUAGGGAGUUCACCCCCACCCCUCCCCCCCGUAUCCAAAGGUGUGAUCUACACCUUUUCACCUCCAUCCUCUCAACUUUUCUGUCAUUUAUUUUCAGAGCGUUGUUACCUAGAUGCAGAAAGCCGGAACAUUCCAUUGUUGUGUGCCUUUAAUCGACGAUUCGAUCCCACCAUCGCUUCAGUGGCCAACAAAGUGAGGAACGGCGACAUUGGUAAAGUUCAUAUAAUCAAGACCACAAGUCGCGACUCCCCCAUGCCUCCAAUAGAUUUCCUAAAGAUUUCAGGAGGGAUGUUCCACGACUGCUGCGUUCAUGAUGUUGAUGUGAUCUGCUGGAUCAUGGGGGAGGCUCCCCUUUCAGUGUACUGUGUGGCACACGCCUUUCAUUCGGAAAUAGGAGCCCUCAAUGAUGUUGAUACCGUGGGUGUGGUCAUGAAAUUUCCAAGUGGUGCUAUUGGCCAGAUCGAUUUGUCGCGCCAUGCGGUGUAUGGCUACGAUCAACGCGUUGAAGUAUUUGGUGCAGAUGGUAUGCUUAGUAGCGACAAUGUGUCAGCUUUUUCCUCUCGUCAUUUUAACUCGAGCGGGUACUCUGAACCUCCAUUAAAGGAUUCGUUUCCCCAGAGAUACGCCGAGGCGUAUGUUCUAGAGGUGGAGCAUUUAAUUAAUGCGAUAAAAAAGAAGGAAAUGUUAAGUAUUUCUAAAGAUGAUGUGCUUCGAUCAUGGCAUAUAGUUGAUGCUAUUGAGAAGUCUUUCCGUAGCGGUAGCCCAGUCUCUUUGAGCCUUUAGUUAAUAGUCAAAAAAAAAAAAAGCCUAAAAUUUCGUCUGAAUAGAGUACGUUAUAAUAGCCGAGUAGGUCGCCGAGUAGAGGAUAAGAGUAAGCAACCUCGUUCCCAGGAUUUUCUCCUACCCGCCCUACCGAGCGAGAGAGAGGGCGGGUAAGAGAGAACCCUGGGAACGAGGUUGAAGAGUAAGUAAAUUAAAAAUUACGGUUAUCUAAUUUAAUUAAGAUUUAUAUUCCAACGAAUUGAAUAAAUGAGUGAGUGAAUUAACUGAGAAAUUCACUGAAAUUAUCACUAAACGCAGGAGCUGGCUCCUGUUAAAAGCUGAUAAAUCGGUUCUGUUUUGUCACGUUCGAGGUCUGUGAAAAGGUUUCCGCGUAAUGAUUACAUAUAAGCCAGUGUUGGACUUGAUGACUACCCAUGAACAUUUCACGGUAACGUGAAAAAAUGUUAGCGUGAUUAGCUGUGAUUGUUCUAGCUGUACUUUCAACUUGAGAGACAUAUGCGAUAAAUGAUUCUUGUAUAUUAGCAUUUUCAAACCAAUAGAGAAUCAUUCUCUUGUCUUGUCUGAGUUACAAUGAAUAGUCCUUCACAUGCACUGCAUAAGGCGGUUAAAAGUAAGCAAUGAUUCUAACUGACUACCAAUUAAAUUUAGGUGGUUUUGCAAUUUUACUGUAAUUCUUUAUAAAUAGUUGUGCAAAUAAGGCUUGUUCGUUUGUUGCUGUUGUUGUUGUCUUUGUUAUGCCAUGACUGAAGUAAACACAGAAGCCGACAAGGAGGCUUCCAGCUUGCUUUCUUGCCUCUUGCUGAAAUUUCGGGUAGCUGACAGCACUUGACCCCGGGGAGUGGAGAAUUCGGCCUUUGCCUGGUUGUGGGGGGAAGGGGGGGGGUGAAUUUGAAUUGGAAGUGUCAUUCCUUCCCUCGCAUGCAGCCGUUUCUGUGUCGUCACGCAAGGCAUCCCCAUAGUUGUCUCCUACGCUGGGGACAGUCACGCAGUAAACAUUGCGUGAUUCCGGCGCGGCCCUAGUGGUUACGAAGAAGAUUAUUUUUACUUUGAGACGUCCAGAAAAUUCACCAUCAAUUAAGCCAUACUCUAAAUGCAGAGUUUACUUUCGAAAUAUUGGUGACACAAAAAUAUAUAUCUGCCUGGAUUUGCAAAAAGGUACCUCCAGGAUUUUUUAGUAACAGUCUCAUUUGAGACUUGUUCAGUACUUGACCAUUUUUUGUUUGUUUUUUGUUUUUUUUUGCUUUGUUUUGUUUUGUUUUUCAUCUUUUUAGUACAAAAAUCCCCUAACAAACUGCAGUAGAAAAAAACAAGGGUUAAAUAUGCUGUUUAUAUGCUGUUAAAUAUGCUGUGUGGAAACAUUGUGCCUGGUUGGUUGUGGAUAGUUUUAUCAGUGCCGCGAACUUGGUUAAUUGUGUGAUUUCCUGAAGUUGUUGACAGACGGAUUUCAGGUAUGUCGUGGCGCUCGUGUUAUAAGAAUAUUAGGGCCAUUUAUACGAGGAAAAAUAAGACGCGUCUUAAAUAGGACGCGAACUGUACCAUUAACACGAGCAUGUCUUAUCUAAUAAGACGCGUCUUAGGUAAGCCGCGUCUUAUUUUUCCUCGUAUAAAUGGCCCUAUUGUGUACAAGCAUCAUGAAGCAUAAAAACGCUUUGUGAGUGUUUAGUUAAAGUAGUUGUGCCUUAGACAACCGAUUGUGGGGUCAAGAAGGGCGGAUUCUAGGUCUGUUUCAGUCGGGCAUCUCGCUAGGAGCCUCAUAGUUUGAGAGAGUAAAAGGUCAUUAUUUCUAUGCUUUUAAAUGUUGUUCAUUUCGUUACAAAUCUGUCGCUUAUGCCAAGAGCAACUUUUCGUGUGUUGCCAGCGAUUUAUUUGUCCGUUUGAAGCCCUAACUAGCGACUUUCAACCGCUUUUUAUUCACCUCAAGGGUUAAAUUGUUAAAACGCACUUGAAAUUUCUGUAGGUACCUAGCUGUACCUUUUUAUAAAUUCAGACAUAUCUAUUCUCGCUUUGAAAUCAGCCUUGCUUCUUUUUGUUGUACAAGCUGUAAAGCAUUUUCUUCUUUGGGAGGGGUGUUUGACAGUCAAAUCCGGCGCUAUAGUACAUUUGACCACAAAAUUGGUACCAAUGUAACGGGAAUUUGAACAGGCAGUAUCUUAAAAAGUUCAAAAGCCCGGGGGUUGCCUGGUUUGAACCGGGGUCUAAUUUCUACCCCCAACAUAGCGUACAUUCAACUUGUCUACGUAUAUAUGUACAAAUGUAGCCGCACCUCCCCUAUCACAGCAAAAAUCUGGCCACAAAACCACAAACUGAUUUACGCCUGAUUGGCUUUUUUCUUGCAACACAAUACUGGUGUUCCAGGGACGGACCAUUAGAAAAGUUGUGGGAGAGGGGUGGGGAAUUUUCGAGUCGCAGGAAUUUUUUUUUCGUUAUCAAAUUCCUUGUAUGAAUUUUUCAGGCCGUAGCAUGAAUAUUUUGUAGGGUUAAUUGGCGUGCAUGAAUUUUUUGUCAUUUAAAUUUCCCUUGCGCGAACAUUUUUUUUUGUACUUCGCCCCCCCUCCCCUCCCCCCGCCCCCGCUUCACUGAUAAGUUUUCAAAUGGUCCGUCCCUUGACUGUAUAACAUAGCCUCCCACGCAGACGUUCUUAGCGGUGCGUCACGCGUUCCUUCCGUUCGCGGACUACAAAUGCCUAACCCGCAGUUUCAAUACAUACCAGUUCCAAGUUAUUUCAUGCAAAUAAGUGGCGGCCUAUUUCCUUCAAGUGCCUGCUGUGCUAUUGCAGGCAGAGGCUACACAUCAGCUGACCUUGAGUGAUCUUUGAAGAUUCAAAUGUGAUGUUAUCUUUGCUUUUUGUUUCAAACUUUUGAUGCACAUCGGGACGAAAUGCCACGCAUUCAACCGUCAAUUGUAGAUUCAUUAGCAUAAUUGUCACACCACAUGGUGGUUGUUUCAAUAGACGUUUGACAAUACACGCGGUAAGUUCAGUGUGAUCUGAAUUCUCCUUUAACUCGGUUAUAUAUGUAGUUAUUAUAAAAUACAGUCUCUCUGUGACAACGAAAACUUAAUUUGUAUGAACUGACAGGGGUACUUCGCUUCGCACUCUCUUCUGGAUCAAUCAAGGGCAUUUUACUCUCUGACUGGUAGCCAUUGCAAAGUAAGUGAUGUUCUAUUUCGUUUUCCCUGUAGCCUAAGAAAACAGCCCACAUUUCGCGGCACUACCAAUGGUUUAUUCCGUGGGGAAUCCAGUGGGAAAAUGUCGGCUGUUUUCUCAGGCUAUUUCCCCCGGUGUACCGGCUAAAAUAACGCAUAAAUUUAAGUGAUCUGAAAUCUAUAGUUAGCUUACUGUUUGUGUAACGAAAUGGUGACGAGUGAGCCCCGGAUCUUCAACUUUCGAAAUUCACAUUUUACGAACCGUUUAGGUCGACCCAAAUUACGAAGUUCGCUCUUUAGUUAAACAGCUGACAGAAGGCUGUCUUUUCCCUCAUCGGUUCAUGUGAAGUACGCGGCCUUUGACCCAGUAAGUUCGGCUGAUUGUUUCUUUUCUUAUUCUGUUUUUUUAUUCAAUCGGCUGAAAUAAACAAAUAGCUAUCUAGAGGGAGCAUAUGAUUUCAAUUCUUUUUCUCUCUGACAACACGUUUUUACCCGUCCGAAGUUUUUGCUGUGUUGGGGCAAGUGUAAUACGCCUUUUCUAGAAAUAAUCCAUCCCACCCCAUGACACAAAGCAAAGGUUUGCUUCAGAGGUUGAUUUUGCUCGUUGGCCACAUUUUACAGCAGGUUCUGUUUUAAAGAAAUGGUUCAGCGUCUCAAACUAUUGCAGGUAUCUUCCCAUUAAGUUUAAGCUCUCAAAUAUCAUAAUAGAACUACCAUAAAAAAUACCAGUUGUUCUUCAUUUUGGCCACAAGUGACCGUUUCGUGACUAUUUCACCGCCCUUUGAGCGUUGCGUGACGAGAGAAAAACAUAGCUGGCAUUCCAAUAUUUAGUUCUACUGACAAAAGACCCUAGUCUUAACACACUAAGCAUAAAAGAAAUUACAAUCUUCCUAAAACUUGCGUCUAAGGGCCUAUUUACAUGGAGGUGGGGGACCCCAGGUAGGUGAGGUAACCCGCUUAGGUGGGGUAACUCGGCUGUCCAUAUAAUCUCUCAUUUAAUUUGAUCACGUUUACAUGAUAGGUGGGGUGACCCGCCAAGGCGGGUAGCCCGGUCUGCCAGACCGGGUAACCCUCUCAGCCGGGAUCAAAUUUUGCCAUGUAAACGUUUCAAGGUGGGGUAACCCGCCCAGCCGGGGUCGGAUUCGGGAUACAUCAAAUUCGCGCAAAAUUCAUUUUGGCGGUGGCUUGGCAUUACUAAAGGUAACAAUAGAAUUAGAGAGCCCAUCUGGAGAGCCACAGCACUGAAGGUUGAAGCAAGAUCAGCAAGUGAGUGUAGAAGAGUAUUAAUCGCCAAAAAACGUGGUUUGCUAGCCUGGGAACGGCAGACGUUUCUCCUCGCUCAUCGCCUUUGAGGGACGUUUCGCGACGAUGAGCGAGGAGAAACGUCUACCGUUCGCGGGCUAGUGGUUUGCCAGCAUUUUUUCUUGUUUACGUGCUUAGCGACCAUUCAAUAAUCUUAAGAAAGUGCACCCCGGGAUGGCGUGGUUGUAAGAUUACAUGUAAAGGAGGGUUAUUUUUUUAUCCCCCCUAAGCGGGUUACCUCACCUAUCUGGGGUCCCCCACCUCCUUGUAAACAGGCCCUAAACAUACAUGUUCAUAGAAAUACCUUUGCCUUUUUUUCCGAUUUCUUUUGACUAAAAACCAAUAAACUAUAACUCAUCAACAAAGAACUUUUCGGUUGGAGAGAAGCGACGACCGGAAAUACGUCUGUUUCCGCGGGGUGGAGACUACUGGACCUGCUUUUCCUCUUCUUUUUACGAACUGACGCAUACCAUAUUUUCCAUAUUUGGACCCCUGUUCUACACGUGAAAGGAACGCAGCACUUCACGCAACAGGUCACGCUUCAUCUCUCAUGUCAUAUAGCCGAUGGCAAAUUUGUGUUUUUGUUGUUAUUUUGUGUUUUGUUUUUUUGGAAAAUUUCCUUUGUCUAAAAACAGAAGUAUAUAACUCUGAAGUGUAUAGAGGUAUAGCGCGGUUCAAGCGAAGUUUUUAUGGAGAACCAAUCAAAAUUUCCUUCCAAUAUCGGAAUUACUGAUACGCGAGGGUCGAGACUGUCGCGCGAGUGCUUAGGAAAACCUUAAACGGUAUCGCGUUAUCCUCCUGGCGGUAUAGUAAAGGGCAGUUUUUACGAAGUAAAAUUCGACCAGAAUCGGAAUAUUAGGGACUUUAAGAACGGUGACCGAACGUAAUUUUUUUUUUCGCUACCAGUCAAUGCCUCACGUCAGGGAGUUUAAGAUAACGUCGCUUAAAAGUGUAUUUGCGUUCUUUUAUUCUUUAUCGUGAUUAUUCCAACUCGCUUACUUUGUCAAAUGUUGGCGAACUCUCCUGAGGUUGAAGCCGUGCAGUGACCCCCCACGGCACUAGGGAAAUGUUAAGAAAAACAUUCGUAAAUUAAAAAAAGGGUGAUGCAUUGGCAAAUUCAGGGCUUGCUUGUCUUCACACCACUUGGUGAGUUGGCUGUAAUUUUCACUUGGUUGUCGUGCUUGACACCGAAAUUUGGGGCUUGUAAUCGAAAAAUGAGCCUUCAGAAAGUUCCAAGGAUGACCAAAAAAGGAUAAAAUGCGUUUAUCUUGCGAUUCUGUUUCAAAUAUAGACUAGCGCUCUAAGCAUGUAAAAUACAACGUACUAAAUACUUAACGUACAAGACACUACGGCCAGCCAUGAUCCUGAUGAUCUUCUACGUAUUCAGGAAGCGUAGUACGGCCAGACGAUAAGUUUAGUUAGCAAAUCAACAACUUUGCACGUCCAUCUUAUUCUUUCAUCAACAUUUCUUUGCGGCUAUCACUGCACGACCACGACGUCAAAAUGCCUAAUUUCACGUUUUAUUGAGGACUUAAACAAACCAAGACGAACUUUUUUCGUCUAUGAGUUUGCCUACAUUUGACCAACCUCGUCCCCAGGGCUUUUCCCUUAAAAAAAUGGGUAGGGCGGGAAAAGGCCCUGGCAUCGGCUGGUCACGUGUACAGCCUAAAUAUUCCUGAGAAGCUAAUUUAUAUGCAACCCGCUGGCUUUGCGCUGACAGAAGUCGAACGGAGCAACAAUGGAAAAUAAUAACAUCGCGAACCAUGUUAAUAUUUUCGCGUGUGUGCGCAGUUCAAAAGCUUAAGAUCCAUUUAUUUGCUUAUUAUUCAAAUGUUACAAAGCUCUACGUUAUCAGGUACAAAAUAUGUCAAAUACUUCAGAGUUGAGACAAGCUGUUAUCGAGAGUGGUACUUCAGAAAUUCAUCGUGACUGUGGAAUUACUGUACAAUCAAGCGGAAAGUGAUUUUGUCCAUGUCAAACAAAAAUGCGGGCCUUUGCCACCAGGAUCUGCAGUGAAUUUAACAAAUUGAACCGUAAUAGAAACAGAAUUGUUCAUCAAAAUGCUUUAUGGAGACUAUGGAGUCUGGUCUUCUCUACAACCCGACCAUGAAACAAACAAAUCUCCCCACCGGAUAAGUCAGCCCUCCAGCCAGGAACGAUGACAGGUCGCCGAUCUGAAACAUUUUAAGACCUCUUAUAUAUCUUUUCUCUUCCGAGGAUAAGUACAAAGGAUUUUCCUUAUAUCAAAGAGAAGAUUGACCGAUCGACUGGAAUCAACUGCAGCUCUGUGAAUUUUAAAUGGACCCAAGUUUUUCUUUGUUGCCAGUCGUUUGAUCGCAGAGGUCAAUCAAUUUUUUAAAAAUACAGGUCAUACAAGAUAAGUCUAAACCAACGCGUGUCGCUAUGAUAUGGCUGAGAGUUAAGGUAAAUAGAACUAGGCUGUGUACGGCGGUCCACUUCGCGAGAAAUGAAAUAAAAUAUCAGAAGAGUCGCGAAAACGAACUUUUCCAGUACAAACUUUAUGCCUGUACGAUAGCUUGUUUGUCAUUUAUAUGUACUUAUAUCGCUCUAUAAACGUUGUUAUAAGUGUUACUCGCUGUCCCCUUCAUAGAAAUCGGAGGAAAGCAAAAAAAUACCAUAGCCAGUAUCUGUGACGAAACGGAAAUCUUGUAAAACUUUUCGUUAAUCGUCAAGAGAUAUAAAAGGCCGCCCAAGAUCGCGCGCUGUGAGGUUACGCAUAAUUUUAGCUUUUCACAUAGCGCUAAUUUAUUACACCCAGGAUUUUAGGGUGUACGAGGGGACACGUGACCAGCCGAUGCCAGGGCCUUUUCCCGCCCCACCCAUUUUUUUAAGGGAAAAGCCCUGGGGACGAGGUUGACAUUUGACAAAAUAAGCGACUUGUAAUUAUCGCGAAAAAGUUUAAGGGAAUGUGAAUUGACUUUUUAUUGAAAAGCGACGUUUUGACCGCUGUCACUGUCGUGGUACUUGAGGCAUUCACGCGUGGCGGGAAAAAAAUACUUUCGGCCCUUUCGUAGUCGUUGCUAUAAGUCCCUAUUAUUCCAAAUUGACCGGUUUGACUUCCUCCGGGCAAGAUAAUGUCAGUUAAUCAUGAUAAGCUUAAGUUAUUGACGAAAUCUAGCGCGUGCUUCAAAUUCUAUGCGUGUGAAUUACUCAACUUGUUUUGCUUUUUCUCUCAUGGGAGUGUUCUUAGGGCUUCGUCACGCGUUCGUUGUCACGGAGUAUUGCGUGACGAGCCAAAAGAAGGCCUGCGUAGUAGGCUAGUCUUGUAGUUUUCAAAGGUUGAUAUCUUAAUGUAGAGAAAAAAAGUGAAAAGGCCGUUUAGAAUGACAUAAAAAAUGUUUUAAAUCUCCUUGCCAAGCAAAGUCACUAACAAAGUGCUUAUUUUAAUCCUUUUCCUCUUAUAGUUGCCAUGAGUCAAGGAUCACAUAUCGGCUUCACCGUGUUCGGCCUUGGACGCGCGGGCAUGAUCCAUGCCAAUAAUAUAAUAAGAAACCCGCAAGUGAGGUUGAAGUACAUUGUGGAUAUUGACGAAGACAAAGCCAAGGAGUUCGUGGAAUCGAAUCUGUUGGACACCAAAGUUGUCCCUCCGUCCGAUAUGGAGACUGCCUUGAGUGACCCAAGUGUUAAUGCCGCGGUGAUAACCACUCCGACACAUCUUCAUGAAAAACUGAUUGUAAGCUGUUUGAAGGCUGGAAAAGCUGUGCUUUGUGAGAAACCAAUUGCUACUACCAUGGAAGCUAUAGGUUAGUAUUUCCGCACAGUAUCAGAAAAAAAGGUGUGGUCUGCAAGAGACUUGCCUCGCCCCCUUAUAUCUCACCUGUUCUCUCAUUCAUUUUCAGAACGCUGUUACCAAGAUGCAGAAAACCGUAACAUUCCAUUGUUUUGUGCUUUUAACCGACGAUUCGAUCCGACGAUCGCCUCCGUGGCCAACAGCGUGAGAAAAGGCGACAUUGGUAAAGUUCACAUAAUCAAGACCACAAGUCGCGACGGCCACCCGCCUUCCGCAGAAUACAUAAAGAUUUCAGGAGGGAUGUUUUACGACUCCUGUAUACAUGACGUCGAUCUAAUCUGUUGGAUCAUGGGGGAGACUCCUCUUUCAGUUUACUGUGUGGCGCAUGCCUUCAAUUCGGAAAUAGGAGCCCUCAAUGAUGUUGAUACCUUGGGUGUGGUCAUGAAAUUUCCCAGCGGUGCUAUUGGUCAGAUCGAUAUGUCGCGCCAUGCGGUGUAUGGCUAUGACCAACGCGUUGAAGUAUUUGGUUCAGGUGGUAUGCUUAGUAGCGACAAUGUUUCAGCUUUUUCAUCUCAUCUUUAUAACUCUAGGGGAUGCUCCGAGCCUCCAUUAAAGGAGUCAUUUCCUCAGAGAUAUGCCGAGUCGUAUAAUCUGGAGAUGCACCAUUUUAUUAAUACAAUAAAAAAGAAGGAGAUGUUAAGUGUUUCUAAAGGUGAUGUGCUCCGCUCAUGCCAUGUAGUUGAAGCCAUUGAGAAGUCUUUCCGUAGCGGUAACCCAGUCUCUUUGAGCCCAUAGUUAAUAGUCAGAACAGCUUAUUGCUACGUUUCACAUUUGAAGCUUAUGUUUUGUGGGUUGUCAUGUGAGAUGCAACCCCUCACUCAGAAUCCUCUAGGUUUUUGGUCAGCGAGAUUACUUCAGCCAAGGAAAACUACAGUAUUUAUGACAUUUAUCGGCCACGAACAUUUUGAUUUGCUCCGCGCAGAAAAUAAUGCAUACGAAACAAAACGUUUGAAUCGCAGAGCCCGGAGACACUCCAUUUGCCUCUCGAUCUUCCUGGAAACUAAUAAAUAUUAACUCUCGUUGAGGAAAUAGUGUUCCUUUUAUUCAUGGCUUUCUCGGCGAGGAAUGUCAUUUUCACUUCACUAUUUAAGGGCUCUACUGAUUGUCCAUAUAUCUAGGGUUUCGCCACUAAUUUGGGUAACAAAUUUGAAUGUAUCUUUAUCCGGGACACCCAACGAUGAUAUAGUUCAAAACCACUUAAAAAUAGCAUUGUUGAACGUAUAAUAGUAUUUAAACCGUGCGGUAGAUUUAGUCAUAUUUUUAUCCCCUAAAAAUUUUUCAUCUGUUCGGAUUUCCUAGCUGAAAGUCUAGUGAUCCGAAAAUUAUAGGGAUCAAAACUUACCUUUUCGAAAAUUUCAGCCAGAAAAAAGGGUCCCGACAAUUCUAGGUGACCUUUUUUUAGGUAAAAAUCCGUUAAAAAUGGGCAAUUAUACCAUUUUGUUAGAUGUUCGAAAAUCCUAGGAGGAGCAGGCAAGCAAGAUAUUUUACAACAAAUGUUCCGAAAAUUCUAGAUCUCAAAUCGUCUUCGGAAUAGAUAUUUUCCGAAAAUUGACGUUGGGUGCCCCUGCUUUAGGGCUUGCUUAGUUCAUUUGUGCAAACAUUUGUGGCAUUUGCUUUCCCGUCUAAUUCAUUGUCGAGUGUUAUUUGUCCAUUUUCAUUAACUGAAGUGUUGAAACUUAUAAGUUAUUAAUUAUGUAAU